Messenger RNA from Clarias gariepinus (North African catfish), 809 nucleotides. Its product is annotated as membrane-spanning 4-domains subfamily A member 4A-like. Gene Ontology annotation, cellular component: membrane. The record is from RefSeq and is a predicted model, not a curated record. Bases 69 to 809 code for a protein of 246 amino acids. NCBI's taxonomy places the organism in Eukaryota, Metazoa, Chordata, Actinopteri, Siluriformes, Clariidae. The transcript is spliced from 8 exons.
GUGCAUCCUGGGAGCUACAGUGUCAAGGACAUAUUCUAAGAUUAAAAAUCCAAUCCAACGUUUAAAAGAUGGCCAGCGCUCCUAUACCGUUCACUGAUGUGGGACGUGGCUACACCAUUGUCACCCAAGUUACUCCCUCAACACCCAAUUCAGCUGCAGCAGAACAAAAUCCACUUCAGAAAUUCCUGAAAGGAGAACCCAAAGCAAUGGGUGUUGUCCAAAUAAUGAUUACUUUGUUGAUGAUAUUGUUUGGUAUCGUGAUGAUGUUCCCUCCUCAGACCAUCAGCGUGUUCUCUGGAGUUGUUUUCUGGGGCUCACUGAUUCACAUCAGCGCUGGUUCUCUGGCUGUUUCAGCGAGUAACAAACUUAAUGUCUGUGUGAUAAGUGCCACACUGGUGCUAAAUAUUCUUAGCACAAUAGCUGCAGGAAUUGCCAUCAUCAUGCUUUCUCUGGAUUUGAUGUUUCACUGGAUGCACUAUGACUGCUUCGACAUUGAGUACAAUGAUGAAUGCAGAUAUAACUACAUUGCAGUGAGCCGUACCGAAGGAAUUAGCGGAGUUCUGCUGGUUUUCUCUCUGCUCCAGUUUGUCGUCUCCAUCGUAGUUUCAGCCUUUACUUGCAAAGCCACCUGCAGUGAUCAACCUACUCUAAACAUUUUCAAUGUGGUUCCAAACUCUGCGAGUGGUGUUCAAAUGGUCCCUUCCAACUCAGCUUAUCAAGCACAACUGAUGGACAAUACAAUGAGCACUGUGGAAUACCAUGUGGAAAGUCCUCGAGCUUACUGUGUGAAAGGCAAAGCAGACAACUAA